Messenger RNA from Menidia menidia (Atlantic silverside), 4796 nucleotides. The record is from the annotation of a GenBank genome assembly. Lineage: Eukaryota; Metazoa; Chordata; Actinopteri; Atheriniformes; Atherinopsidae.
ACAAAUGCAGAAACGACAGUAAACCUUUAGCUAAAACCCUCGUUGGCUUACGACGGUAACAGCUAGAGACGCCCCCUUGAACUUCGAAAUCAGUAUUAACUGUGCACUUUUUCUAAUAGUCCCAUGGGUUUAUUUAUGUGAAGCUGGAGAGGAAAUCAUGGAGGCCAAGUUAAAAAAAGAGUUGGGGACAGCCAUACUGAAAUCAACCGGUCACUCAGGAGGAGGAUGCAUCAGCGAGGGCCAGAGUUAUGAUACUGAUUUUGGAAGAGUCUUUGUAAAGAUUAAUCACAAGAGUGACGCAAAAUUGAUGUUUGAUGGUGAGAUGGCAAGUUUAGCAGCCAUUUUUAAGACAGAGACAAUUAAAGUCCCAAAACCUAUAAAGGUGAUUGAACUUGAUGGAAAAGGAUGUGUAUUUGUGAUGGAGCAUCUUGACAUGAAAGGUCUUAACAAGUACUCAAAGCAGCUUGGAGAGCAGCUGGCAGAUCUACAUCUUCACAAUAAGAGACAGAUUGACAAACAGCACAAAGAGCAGCAGACAGUAGGAAAAGGAGCUGGUCAGUCAGAUGUGGCAGUUGUUGAAAAGUUUGGCUUUGAUGUAACUACCUGUUGUGGCUAUCUAGCCCAGGUAAACGAAUGGCAGAGUGACUGGGUGUCGUUUUACUCUCAGCAGAAGCUGCAGCAUCAGCUUAACAUGGUGGAAAAAUCGUAUGGAGACAGGGAGGCUAGGGAACUGUGGGCUAGUCUACAGCUCAAGAUCCCCGAGUUUUUCACAGAAGUGGAGGUUGUCCCUUCUCUCCUCCAUGGUGACUUAUGGGGAGGCAAUGUGGCAGAGUGUGCAGAUGGCCCGGUCAUCUUUGACCCUGCCUCCUUCUAUGGCCAUUCAGAGUUUGAGCUGGGCAUUGCUGGGAUGUUUGGUGGCUUCAGCAGUUCAUUCUACUCAGCUUACCACGAAAAGAUUCCUCAAGCAUCAGGGUUUUCAAAGAGAAACCAGCUUUACCAACUCUUCCACUACCUGAAUCACUGGAACCACUUUGGUGGUGGCUACAGAGAAAAUGAAUCAACCGGAGAUUUGGACGCAAUUGUCAAAACAUGUGUCUUGGACGGCUUUAAGGAGAAAAAUGAUACCAAUUCCCUCAUCUCUAGCCUCCCUGAGGUCCACGGGGACCCGGCGGAAAACGAGUCUACGACCCAGAGGUUCUUAGUGAUCAUGAACCGAUAUCAAGAGCAACCUCAUUUGCUGGAUCCACAUCUGGAAUGGAUGUUGAAUAUGAUAUUGGACUUGGUGAGGAGUGAAAAAUCUCCACCAUCACUGGUCCACUUGAGCUUCAAGUUUCUUUACAUCAUCUGUAAGGUCAGAGGGUAUAAAAUCUUCAUGCAGCUUUUUCCUCACGAGGUUUCUGAUGUUCAGCCAGUUCUGGAUCUGCUGUCCAGACAGGAUCCAAAAGACUCCGAUACUUGGGAAACUCGCUACAUGUUAUUACUGUGGAUGUCAAUGACCUGCCUCAUACCUUUUGAUCUCUCCCGUUUUGAUGGCCAUCUGGAAUCAGAGGGCGGUGAAGCUAGAGAGUCCAUCAUGGACCGCAUUCUUGGUAUUGCAAAGUCUUAUCUCGUUGUAAGUGACAGUCCCCGGGAUGCUGCAUCAGUGCUGGUCUCAAAGUUUAUGACCCGGCCCGAUGUUAAACAGAAACGCUUAGGAGACUUCCUGGACUGGAUCCUCACCUCCAUAUCUCAGGCCAACGGCCAAACGAUGAGUGACAUAAUGGUGCUAAAUGGUACUCUGCAGUCUCUGGCAAAGCUUUUCAAACAUGGAAAACGAGAUGACCUCUUGCAGUACGCUCCAACAGUUCUGCAGUGUCUGGAACAGAAACAGCUGUCAGACAGCAGCGAAGCCAUGGUACGAAAGCUCGGUGUUAAAUUAAUCCAGAGACUGGGCCUCACCUUUCUGAAGCCACGCUUGGCUGCUUGGAGGUACCAGAGAGGCAGUCGCUCUCUUGCAGCCAACCUCUCCGUGUCCCAGCCUUCCACAACUGGUUCUGCUGUGACACCUGAGACACAAGAACUAGAAGAGGACUUUGACAUUCCUGAGGAAGUGGAGACUGUCAUUGAGCAUUUGCUGGUUGGACUGAAAGAUAAGGAAACCAUUGUGCGCUGGUCUGCAGCAAAAGGCAUUGGGAGGGUAACAGGGAGACUUCCAAAGGAGCUGGCAGAUGAGGUGGUUGGAUCAGUCCUGGACUGCUUCAGUUUUCAGGAGACAGACAAUGCUUGGCAUGGGGGCUGCCUGGCGCUAGCAGAGCUGGGGAGGAGAGGACUGCUGCUGCCUUCAAGAUUAACUGAUGUUGUGCCGCUCAUUGUCAAGUCCUUGACCUAUGAGGAGAAGAGGGGAGCAUGCAGCGUUGGGUCCAACGUGCGGGACUCUGCCUGCUACGUGUGCUGGUCUUUUGCCAGGGCCUAUGAACCCAAGGAGCUCCAGCCUUAUGUCACUCAGAUCUCGAGCGCUUUGCUGAUCACAGCCGUGUUUGAUCGAGAUACAAACUGCCGCAGAGCUGCGUCUGCUGCCUUCCAAGAGAAUGUCGGCCGACAGGGGACAUUUCCUCAUGGAAUUGACAUCGUAACAGCAGCAGACUACUAUGCUGUAGGAAAUCUCAAGAAUUGCUAUCUGAACAUCAGUGUUUAUAUUGCAAGCUUCCCUGAGUACACGAAGGCCAUGAUAGACCAUUUAGUAGCCAUGAAGAUCAACCACUGGGAUGUUGCGAUACGUGAGCUCGCCACUAAAGCUCUCCACAACUUGACGCCUCAAGCACCUGAUUACAUGGCGACAACAAUUUUGCCCCACUUGUUGACCAUGGCCAUUGGUAUUGACCUUCAUGGUCGUCAUGGAGCCAUCCUGGCAUGUGGAGAGAUCACACAUUCUCUGUACAAAGUGGGCCUUCAGACCAACAGGGCUGUGGUGGACAUCAUUUCUCCAGAGUGUGUGGAUGCAUUGAAGAACAUUCACCAUAUGCUUCAAGAAAGAAAACAAUACAAGGGUUUUGGUGGAUUACUAAUGAGACCUGCAAUUUGCAGUCUGGUAGAAAAUUUAUCCAAGUCCAGAAUGCCUUUUAAGAACGACCCUGUCAUCACUGGCUGGCAGUGGGUUAUUGAUGACACCAUCCAGACUCUUCAUCUUUUUACCACUGGUGGGAAGGAUGACAUAACUGUUGCAGUUGUAUCUGCUUUAUCUGCUUUGUGUGAGGAGUACUACCAGGACAAGACGGGCCAGGUGGACCCACAAAUGCAAGAUAUUCUAGUAUCUCGGUACAUUGAAGGACUCAAGAGUCCACAGAUGCUCACUCGGAGUGGAUCUGCCCUCGCCCUCAGCUCUCUGCCAAAAGCUAUGAUACAGAACAAAUGGAAGCAGAUCUUUGAGGGCCUUCAGCAGAUGUGCAUCGUUAGCCAGAAGGAAGGAAAUUUCACCGAGGCAAGGAGAGAUGCAGUCAGAUCACUGGCUCAAGUUUGCACAAAGGCAGGUGUCUGUGCCCACGGCUCCCCCGACUCUGUCCUGUGCUCGGAGAACGUAGCAGAGGUGUACGGCGUCCUGCUCAACGGUCUUAAUGACUAUACAACAGACAGCAGAGGAGACGUGGGGGCCUGGGUAAGAGAGGCAGCCAUGACCAGUCUGAUGGAAGUGACCUUGCUAGUAGCCAGCAGCGCUCCUGAGAUCCUUUCAUCAGACCUGGUAAAGCCCAUGAUGUGCUGCCUGGCUCAGCAGGCAGCGGAGAAGAUUGACCGCUACCGAGCACACGCCGGCAACAUUUUCCUGCGUCUCCUGCACAGCACGGAGCCUGCAGUACCUCACAUUCCCCAACGAGAGGAGCUGCUGAGCAUCUUACCUUUUGAGACCACAACCAGUCUAAACUGGAACGCCCCAUCUCAAGCUUUCAAGUACAUCGCACAGCUGCUUGGAUUGCCUGAGUAUCAGUACCACACCCUACUGGGGCUCUCUGUGUCUGCAGGAGGAAUCACAGAAUCCACAGUUCAUUUUUCUUCACGAUUUCUGUUUGAGUUUUUGAAAGAGAUUCAAAAUGAUAGUGUUGCUCUAACACAUUUUGGAGAUUCCUUACUGAGGAUCUUCAGAGACAACCUCCACAGUGACAGGGUUUCUGUUCCCCUGCUUAAGAUGCUCAAUCAGAUGCUUGCCAAUGGCUCUUUUGAAAUUUUCGCCAAACAAGAAAAUCACCAGUUCUGUGUGGAUCUUCUGGCCCUUUGCAAAGAGCUCAAGAAAUCCAAAGAUAUUUCCAAACUGCGUGCCUGUAUAGCUGUUUUCAGUGGGCUGGUUCAAUUCCAGGGUGAAGUGAGGAAGAAGGUUUUGUCCCAGCUGCUAUUGCUCCUCUGCCACUCGUUCCCUGUGAUAAGGAAGACCACAGCCAGCCAGAUGUAUGAGAUGCUUCUUACAUACGAGGACGUCAUAGAUCCUGAGGUGUUGGAUGAUGUCAUGACCCUAUUAAGUGACACUAAUUGGGAGAGUGACAUUGCCACUGUACGGACACAUAGGAAUCAGCUCUGUGAUUGGUUAGGAGUUCCCAAGCCACAACUUGUGGCCAAGCAGGGUCCUGCCCAGGUUUCAUAACCAGCAGUGGCUGUUUGAAGUGGCAGGAACGGAGCAGUAACGUCCCCCAGUGAAUACUAAUGGACUCCGAAUGCAACGCUUAUGAAAGUGUCCUGAUUCACAUUAUCUGUCAACAUGCCAGACCACUACGUAACAGCACUAGAAAUCUGUCAGUUGCAAAAAAAGUCAUUAAACAAGAAUUCAUCCCUGC